This is a messenger RNA of Paraphaeosphaeria sporulosa, 3433 nucleotides long. RefSeq lists its product as uncharacterized. The transcript is spliced from 2 exons. Bases 275 to 3085 code for a protein of 936 amino acids. Lineage: Eukaryota; Fungi; Ascomycota; Dothideomycetes; Pleosporales; Didymosphaeriaceae. The record is from RefSeq and is a predicted model, not a curated record.
UGGGCCAACCACUUCGAAUAAUGUCAUGGGGCGCGACGAUGGCUUGUAUCCGCGACGGGUGCUAGAUGCCGGGUAGAGUCCAUGCUCAAGGGCUCAAGGCGAUCACCACCGCUUCCGCUCCCUGUCUCAGCCCCUCCUCAUUCUCCCCUGGCCCGUUGUAGCCGUCCUGCCAACUUGGCAUGGUGUAGGUCGUGCGACCCGGACGCCCGCAUCCCUUACUUCACAGACGCGCAGGCACGCAGUAGCGCACAGCAUUGUCACAAACGAACACAACAUGGCCGAAACGGCGCCUUCCUCGGAGCAAACUCCGCAGAAGUUCUCUCGCUAUCGCAGCGUGCGACGAGCGCAAGCACAGCAGCAAGCUCUCCACCAAAACCCCGUUGAGACGCCGAAUAUCCCAGCCAUGCCUCCGAUCCCCAUGGAAGCCGCAAAUGCUGCUCCCGUGAGCAGAAGCAUGUCGCGCUACCACCGGCGACCUACAACAUCGCAACUUUCCACCGCAAAGGCUCCACCACUGCUCCCUGCAACUGUUAAUGUCUCUGCCCAACCUGUUGUUCCCCAGGACUCAACCACCGUCCGCAACCGCGCCCUGAGCUCCCCGUACAUGCGCGCUGCUCCCAAUGUCUCACCGCGGGUCCCGAACACGUCGCGAACACGAGCUGAAGCCGCGCCCUUGCCGGCGACACAGCCCCGUCCUAGAACGGCCCGCGAUGAGGCCAAGCAACUCAUGCAAGAUGAGGCUGAUCGGCAGAGGCGCAUGAGGGAGCAGAUCGAGGCUGAAAAGCGUGCCAAGGCGAAAGCUGAGCAGGCAGAACGGGAGCGCGAGGAGCAGCAGCGCAUAGCGGCAGAGGAGGCGGAGCGCCUCCGAUCGCAAGAGGAAGCGCAUGCUGCAGAACAGCUGCGGCGGCAGAAGGAGGACAAGGAUCGCGGGAAGAGGUUGCAAAAGGCAGAGAGUACCAAGCGAUUACAGGAGAGGGAAGAGGCAGAGCGGAGAGCACGCAUCGAGGAGGCGGCACGCACCGUCCCAGUAUCCCCACCAACGUCGCCGCCACGACACGGCGGGCGCUUUGGCAUCUUUGGACGUCGUAGAGACAAUUCUGCAGCAUCCCAAAGCCCACCAAGUACCGCCAGACCUUCUCAUACUAGUCAUGAGAACAGGGACAUGGAGACAAUCAGGCCUGGCGGUGGAGGCGCAGUUCUUGGUAUUGAUGCGCCCAUUUCUGCUGUCAACGCUGGUGAUCGACGUGUGUCCAUCCUUUGCAAUAAGAAGACCUUUCUUCUUCCCGUUACCCCAGAAACUACAGCCCAGGACCUUCUAAGAUCCGCGUCCAUUGUCAUGACCGAGAAAAUCGACUCAUACGCCGACAUUUUAGUAGAAAAUUUCGCAAAGGUCAGUGUACAGCGCCCGUUACGCAUGUAUGAGCAUGUCCGGGACGUGAUGAACUCCUGGGACAACGACACUCAGAACGAUCUUGAAAUCAUCAAUGCCGCUUAUACCGGUCAUGAUCGAGCAACGCUAUUAUCGUCACAAGUACCCGAUGACAAACCGGAGGGAUUGAGCUGCUUCAUAUACUACUCGUCAAGGCCUGGCAAGUGGAACAAGAAGUACGUCACUCUGCGUAGUGAUGGCCAGCUGGUCAUGGCGAAGAACGAGACAGCCAAGGACCAAGAAAGCAUCUGCCACAUGUCAGACUUCGAUAUCUACAGGCCAACGGAACUGAAGCUGAAGAAGAUAAAGCCGCCCAAGAGCUUCUGCUACGCCGUCAAGAGCCAACAGAAGUCCAACAUCUUCUCGGACGAGUCACGCUAUGUGCACUUCUUCUGCACAAGCGACAACAGCACCUCGGUUAAAUUUCACAGUAUGCUUCAGACAUGGAGAAGUUGGCAUUUGAAGCAUGUUAUGGGCGAAGGGCAGAAGAAACCUAAGCCCCAGGAACCCAAACCAGCGAAUGCGUUCCUGACGAAGACCCAAGCUCUGGGAAGCCUUGACCAGGGCCCUGUGACGUCUCACCGCCGCAAUGCGUCUGAGAAUUCAUUCUACCAGCUAGGCUCUUUCAAACCACUGUUCGACUUGGAAGAGCUUGGCAAGAGUCUGGACCCCACUGCUCAGCAAUCUGCAGCUCCGGAGGGAUCUUUUGCUAGGAUGAAUUCAAGAGCUAUGCACGCAAGAAAGAUGUCGAGCAGGCAGAAAGCUCCGCCGCCAGUGGCAUACACCCGCAGCGGCUUAGUGGAUGAGAUACCCGAUAUGCCUGUAGUUGAACGGACCAACUCGCUCACGCAGACUACAACGAGGCCUGAUGAUGAGGAGACCUUCGCUGCAGGUGGUUUACUCGGGAGAAAGUACUCGCAACGGCAGAGAGCCGUACAAGAACGUGAAGCGCAAGCAAAUGGACCCUUCACCGCCGGACCAUCGCUCGUGGGUAGCAUCGACGCCCUAACAGCGGCACAGGCUGCUGGAGGAAACGAUGGCGGACUCGGCCGUAGGUCGUCGGUCCGCAGCACUCAUCGACGAACCUCGAGCGACAUUCAACGCAGCGCCUCCACUAGGAUGAAACCCAGACCGCUCGUGGAUCUCACACCUCAGUACAAAGAGCCCCCUCAAUUCCGGAACAAAGGCAAAGGCUUCAAACCAGAAGGCAGUGCCGGACCGCUAGUUGAGAACGCAACUUCCCCAGAAGAAGCAAUUCAAGUCCCACCCUCGCAAGACUGGCGUGCCGGCGCAGUCCGGCCGAUGACGGCACGCGCUCACGGCAGCUACGGCACGAGCGGCCACGAACGCACACGCUCCCUAAAAGGCCGCGGCGAAGGCCUAGCGGCAUAUACUGUGAAUAACCACACCGCUGGUAUUGACGAUGACAGACAGGCCUUCACCGGGGGUCUCCUCGCGCGCGCAGGCUUCAGCCAGGGUGCGCAACCCGUUGGCCAUGGGGUUAUGGACGGCUCCAAAGCAAGAGGGCCCAUGCUGGACAUGAGCGAACCUUCGCAAUUUGCUUCAGGAAGUCUGCUCGCAGGUGUGCAGCGGAAACAGACGGUGAAGGGACCGGUCAUAGAUCGGGACAGGAGGCAGAGCGUGGAGAUGGGCUGAUGACAUUUUGUGAUACCCCCUUUUCCUUGACAUCUAUGGAGUCGUCGGAAGGUUAAUUCGUCUGGACUGUAUCGCGUGUUUCUGUCAGGUCAAGUUCAAUUUCUUUUGUUUGUCCCUUCUCUUCGUGUCGUUCCGAGCGGGUCCUCGAUAGCUUCUUAGCUUCCUUCCGGGUUGCUUUCUUGCUUGUUAUUUUGUUGGUGCUCCGUCAAAGAUUUUCUUUUCAAAUUUUCUUUCGGUCUACGGGGAGCGAGUCGAGGCUCGCGGUCUUUUUGCUUAAUAUCUCAGGCUUUGCCUAGUUCGCCCAUGUGGGAUUGAUGUGCAGAACUCUAUAGUUUCGUUGUGUCGAGC